Molecule: messenger RNA, 3006 nt
Organism: Micropterus dolomieu (smallmouth bass)
Lineage: Eukaryota; Metazoa; Chordata; Actinopteri; Centrarchiformes; Centrarchidae
Product: protein SOGA3-like
Exons: 8
Coding region: 308-2935 (875 amino acids)
Biological process (GO): regulation of autophagy
Source: RefSeq, a predicted model, not a curated record
UUCACACACAAUGUGGAGCUCUUUAUGGAAAUGCAUUUGUUUGGACUUUUUUGGUAAAGUUGGGCUGUGGGUCGGGAUGAAGAGAUGAGGACAGCUGGAGGAAAGCGGCAUCUAGUGGCUCACGCACGGGAAGCAUAAGUUCAAACUUUCUAGAUGUUAGGCUACAAUAUAAGCCUGUAGUUAAAACCGGGUUGGGAUUUGCAAGUAAACGACUUUGGAUCCUCUGUACAGGUAUUUCCAUGUUUACCCGUGAUAAACAAGCAGAAAUGAUAACCUGUGUUUGGAGUUUAUUUUAGUGGAGCAGAAAAUGAAGGCUGCCACCAGCGGCGCUGCAGACCCUCCAUCAUCGUCAACAUCGGCAGACAAUAGCGCAGGAGCGAGGAGGCAGCACCGGGCUCCCUCGCCGGCUAGAGCCCAGGAAGGGGCGACGAAGCGAGCUCCGAGACACACAGGCAAGUCCAGAUCUCCUCUUCCUGCAGGAAGGAGCAGAAACGCCGGGGUGAGGGAGAGGCCCACUGACGGAAGGGAGAGGGAGCCCGAGAGCCGCGGCGGUGCAGCUGUUCCUCUGGAUGGUGCUGAAGCUGAUCUAGUCACACCAAACAGGGCGGAUGCUGCCGGGGAACAGCCGACUGAUUCAUCAGCAUCGGACCGUCGCACCACUGUACGCCUUCCCUGCCUUAAAGGCGACUACCCCCGGCGGCUGUUGUCCGGCAGAGCCUCGUCCUCCUUUUCGGUGAAGGAAAAAGAGGAGAAGCCCGAAGAGGAAGGCGGCCGCGGGGACAGAAGCCGAGUGUCUGUGGGCUGCGGCGCGGGCCUCGGGUUGGGUUUGUGGAGAGGGGGUUGCUUACAGGCUGAACUGAUCCAGUUCCACCUGCAGAGGAGGCUGAGAAGAAGCGGUGCGAAAAUGCAAACCGAGAUGCAAAACGCUGGCGCAGAGGAGGCCGCUCUGGGAAAGCCGGAGCCGGCUGCAGAGGCGACAGAGGCGGGGUCCGUGACACAGCAGGACCGGGCCUUGGAAGAUGAGGUGGAGAGGCUGCUAGAUGAAAAUGAAGAUCUUAAGUGUGAGAUUGAGGAAAUGAGGACCGAGAUGGACGAGAUGCGAGACACGUUCUAUGAAGAGGACACUUGUCAGCUGCAGGAGAUGAGGCGUGAGCUGGAGAGAGCCAAUAAGAACUGCCGGAUCCUACAGUAUCGUCUGAGGAAAGCGGAGAGGAAGAGGCUGCGCUACGCCCAGACGGGAGAGAUCGAUGAGGAGCUGCUCAGGAGUCUGGAGCAGGACCUGAAGGUUGCGAAGGACGUGUCUGUGAGGCUACACCAUGAGCUGGAGAAGGUGGAAGAGAAACGCACAAAGACAGAGGAGGAGAAUGAAAAACUGAGACAGAAACUCAUAGAGGUGGAAGUGACCAAACAAGCCCUGCAGAAUGAACUAGACAAAACCAAAGAGUCUCAAAAGAGAAGAGGAAGCAAGGACGUCCAGAAGACAGACCGUAAAUCUGCUCAGACUCCUACAGAGGAGGACAAUGAGGACCUUAAGUGCCAGCUAGCUUUCAUCAAAGAGGAAGCAGUGCUUAUGAGAAAGAAGACGGCCAAGAUUGACAAAGAGAAGGACCGUCUGGAGCAAGAGUUGCAGAAGUACCGCUCCUUCUAUGGUGAACUGGACAGCACCCAUCCUAAAGGAGAGGCUGGGGGUCCACCUACCACCCGCGAGUCAGAACUAAAGCUACGGCUCCGCCUAGUAGAGGAGGAAGCCAACAUUCUGGGGAGGAAAAUAGUUGAGUUGGAGGUUGAGAACCGUGGCCUGAGGGCCGAGCUUGACGACCUUCGUGGUGAAGGAGAGGGCGCUGGGAGCGAUGGGUGUGGUGCGAUGGGUGGGUCGGGUGCAGGGCGAGGCCUCGGUGAUGACCUUACGGAGCUCCGACAACAGCUGCAGUUGGUGGAGGACGAGGCAGAGCUACUGAGGAGGAACCUAGCCGAUGCUGAAGACCAAAAUAAGAGAGUGACUACAGAGCUGAACAAGUUACGGUUCAAAGCCGGCACCCACGAGGGAGGCGCCAGGCAUGGGGGAGGAGCGGGAGGUGCAGGGAUUGAUGGAGCAAAGGCAGAAGCCCUGCAGGAGGAGUUAAAGGCAGCAAGGCUACAGAUUAAUGACCUAAGUGGCAAGGUAAUGCAGCUGCAGUACGAGAACCGCGUGCUCCUCUCCAACAUGCAGCGCUAUGACCUGGCCUCCCACCUCUCUCUGCGGCCCAGCCCACGGGACAGCGAUGCAGAGAGCGAUGCCGGUGGUGCCACAAGUGGUCGCCGUGAGAGUGACGAGGACUCCACCUCCUCCCGCCUCCUCCCACCGCACCGCAAACGCGAGGGCCCUGUAGGUGGGGAAAGUGACUCAGAUGAGGUCAGAAACAAUAACGGCAGCAGCCGUUGUCUGACUCCCACACGGGGCCUCUACACCCCAACGGGGCCCGAGGGCGCUGCCUCCUCCGCCUUGGCCCGCUUCCUACCUGGUGGCCGGUGCAGCCUGCGCGACAGGCAGCAAAUGAUUGACAUCCGUGUUGAAGCGGAGAGGCUUGUUCGGACCAUCGACCGCCUCAUCGCUGACACGGCCACUGUCAUCUCAGAGGCAAGGGUCUACGUUUCAAAUGGCGACCUGAUGUUCGGAAGAGGAGGGGAGGAUGGUGGAGAGGAUGAUGGGGGCAGGAUCAGGGAGCAUGAGCUGCUAUAUCGUAUUAACGCUCAGAUGAAGGCCUUCCGAAAAGAACUGCAGGCCUUCAUAGACAGACUGGAAGUGCCGAGGCUCGAGGACAGGGAGACGGAGGAGCCACUGUCGAUGUUCCAGCCUAUCAUUUUGCUCAUCCUCAUACUUGUGUUAUUCUCAUCCCUCUCUUACGCCACCAUCUUUAAACUAGUCUUUCUUUUCACUCUGUUCUUUGUUCUGUGAUGUACGCCUCCCUUAAUACACAUCAUCCCUUGUUUGUUUUUGCUCUUUUGUUUCCCCCCCCCCUCCUCGCA